Molecule: messenger RNA, 2052 nt
Organism: Spinacia oleracea (spinach)
Lineage: Eukaryota; Viridiplantae; Streptophyta; Magnoliopsida; Caryophyllales; Amaranthaceae
Product: zeta-carotene desaturase, chloroplastic/chromoplastic
Exons: 14
Coding region: 173-1882 (569 amino acids)
Biological process (GO): carotenoid biosynthetic process; carotene biosynthetic process
Cellular component (GO): chloroplast
Molecular function (GO): 9,9'-di-cis-zeta-carotene desaturase activity
Source: RefSeq, a predicted model, not a curated record
UAAUAUCCUAAACGCCCUGACAAAAUUCCAUUUCCGGUAAUUGACGUAAUUCCUCUUCCUCACUUCCCAACUCAUUUCCCCCCUCCCCUCUUCUCCCUUCUCCAACACACACUUAUCCAUGGCUAAUUUCUCCGCUUAACUAACCUCCAUUUACACCACUUUCUCUCCUCCCAUGGCGUCUACCCUCUGUUUUCCGGCGAAUUCCGCCGGAAUAUCCAGCCGGAAGUCUGUUUCUCUGCUUAAUGUUCGCCGGAGUUGGCGUAUUCGUUGCUCCUUGGACUCAGAUGUCUCCGAUAUGAGUACUAAUGCUCCAAAGGGAUUGUUUCCCCCAGAACCUGAACGUUACAAGGGACCAAAGCUAAAGGUAGCAAUUAUUGGAUCAGGACUUGCAGGCAUGUCCACUGCAGUUGAGCUUUUGGACCAAGGGCAUGAGGUGGAUAUAUAUGAAUCAAGGCCCUUCAUAGGUGGAAAAGUGGGCUCUUUUGUUGACAGAAAGGGAAACCAUGUUGAAAUGGGACUGCAUGUCUUCUUUGGCUGCUACAACAAUUUGUUCAGACUGAUGAAAAAGGUAGGUGCAGAAAAAAAUCUUCUGGUCAAGGAUCAUACUCACACCUUCGUGAACAAAGGAGGUCAAAUUGGUGAGCUUGACUUCCGCUUUCCUAUUGGAGCUCCAAUACAUGGAAUACAGGCAUUUCUGACAACAAAUCAGCUUGGGACUUACGACAAAGCAAGGAAUGCACUGGCUCUUGCUCUAAGUCCAGUUGUACGUGCCCUUGUCGAUCCAGAUGGAGCAAUGCAGGAUAUACGGAAUUUAGAUUCUAUAAGCUUUUCAGAUUGGUUUUUAUCGAAAGGUGGAACACGUGCUAGCAUUCAGAGAAUGUGGGAUCCUGUUGCCUAUGCUCUUGGGUUUAUUGAUUGUGAUAAUAUAAGUGCGCGUUGUAUGCUCACGAUAUUCUCAUUGUUUGCCACAAAGACAGAGGCUUCUUUGCUGCGCAUGCUCAAGGGUUCUCCUGAUGUUUAUCUGAGUGGACCAAUCAGAAAGUAUAUUGAAGAUAAAGGAGGAAGGUUUCAUUUGAGGUGGGGGUGCAGAAAAAUUCUUUAUGACCAAUUCCCUAAUGGAGAGACGUAUGUAACAGGAAUAGCCAUGACCAAGGCCACAGAAAAGAAAACAGUGAGGGCUGAUGCUUAUGUUGCAGCUUGUGAUGUUCCUGGAAUCAAAAGAUUGUUGCCAGCGGAGUGGAGAAAUUUGGAAAUUUUCAACAAUAUAUACGAGCUUGUAGGGGUGCCUGUUGUCACUGUGCAACUUAGAUACAAUGGAUGGGUCACAGAAUUGCGGGAUCUAGAACAGUCUAGGCAACUGAAACAAGCAACAGGGCUGGAUAAUCUUUUGUACACACCGGAUGCAGAUUUUUCUUGUUUUGCAGACCUUGCUCUGACAUCACCAGAAGAUUACUAUAUUGCAGGGCAAGGGUCACUCCUCCAGUGUGUUCUUACACCAGGAGAUCCUUACAUGCCAUUAUUAAAUGAAGAAAUUAUAAAGAGAGUUUCAGAGCAGGUUUUGAUAUUGUUUCCGUCUGCCCAAGGCUUGGAAGUGACUUGGUCAUCUGUUGUCAAAAUUGGGCAGUCCUUGUACCGCGAGGGUCCUGGAAAAGAUCCCUUUAGACCUGAUCAAAAGACUCCUGUUAAAAACUUUUUCCUUGCUGGGUCAUACACAAAGCAGGAUUACAUUGACAGUAUGGAGGGCGCCACUCUUUCAGGCAGGCAGGCUUCUGCUUACGUAUGUGAUGCAGGAGAAGAGCUGUUUUCAUUAAGAGAGAAACUCCCUGCCGUAGAAUCUCUAGAACCUACUGCAACUUCCUCUUCUCAGUUAAGUCUUGUAUGAUUGUGCACAUAGUUCUUAGCUCCCUAAUUUUUCUACCACCUUCAUGCAUUGUAAUAUUCCAGUGGUAAUCCCUCACCAUACGUAAAUGCAUUUAUAUUACUCUUAUAAAACAUGAUUGUUCAAAAUGUAUUCUUCUAUGUAAUAAAGUUGCUUAUAAGUGCUUCAAAUAA